CCCAAAAUUCCCAAAAAUACCAAAAAAAACUUGCAAAAUUCCCCCAGAAAAACCCCAAAAUCCCCAAAUUUCUUCCUCUCAGCCAUGGCCUUCCUCACCUACAUCCUCCUGGCUGGCCUCGCUUUGGGCACCCAAAACAGAUUUUCCCCGGACAGCCUGGGGCUGGUGGCCAGCUCGGCGCUGGCCUGGCUGCUGCUGGAGGUGCUGAGCGUCCUGCUGAGCCUUUACCUGGUCACCGUCAGCACCGACCUCACCCCCAUCGACCUCGUGGCCUUCGCGGGAUACAAAUACGUGGGAUCCGGACUCUGCGGCUGAAGCUGCUCUCGGAGGCGGCGGCCGA
Passer montanus (Eurasian tree sparrow) is the source of this 340-nucleotide messenger RNA. Its product is annotated as protein YIF1B-like. Gene Ontology annotation, biological process: endoplasmic reticulum to Golgi vesicle-mediated transport. The record is from RefSeq and is a predicted model, not a curated record. Lineage: Eukaryota; Metazoa; Chordata; Aves; Passeriformes; Passeridae. The coding region runs from base 85 to 315 and encodes 76 amino acids. The transcript is spliced from 3 exons. Gene Ontology annotation, cellular component: endoplasmic reticulum membrane; COPII-coated ER to Golgi transport vesicle; endoplasmic reticulum-Golgi intermediate compartment.